Synchiropus splendidus (mandarinfish) is the source of this 3314-nucleotide messenger RNA. It is a transcript of the gene cc2d1b, whose product is annotated as coiled-coil and C2 domain containing 1B. Gene Ontology annotation, biological process: regulation of transcription by RNA polymerase II. The coding region runs from base 135 to 2636 and encodes 833 amino acids. Lineage: Eukaryota; Metazoa; Chordata; Actinopteri; Syngnathiformes; Callionymidae. Gene Ontology annotation, molecular function: DNA-binding transcription repressor activity, RNA polymerase II-specific; RNA polymerase II cis-regulatory region sequence-specific DNA binding. Gene Ontology annotation, cellular component: nucleus. The transcript has 25 exons. The record is from RefSeq and is a predicted model, not a curated record.
GAGGUUUCGCAUGCGCAGUUGCUGCUACACUGCCGCUGUCAAAACAGUCGUGGAACUCCGGACGGGAGCAUGAUCGAGCAGCCUGACCGUCCCAAUUGAGCCGAGUUCGAAACGUCGAGCGCAGCUCAUUCAGCAUGGCUUGGAUGAAGAGAGCGCCCCCACCCAAAGGCGGCGGCUCGAACGCGGCAAAACAGCUUGGGAUGUUCAUGGACAUGGACCCCGAGCAGAUGAUGAUGGGGAUGGAGGAUGAUAACCUGGACAACCCAGAGCUGCUGGCUGAGCUGGCUGCUCUCACUGGGAAUAACAGGCCUCCAGCGGCUGGGAAAGGAAAGCACAAGGGGAAAACUCCUCUCCCCAUGGAAGACAUUGCACGGAUGGCUGACGAGUGUAUGAGGGAUGUGGAUGAAGAUGAAGAUGAUGAUGAGGAUGUGGAAGGCGAUGAGAACCUUUUGGCGGAGCUACAGGAAGUGGUUGGUGAAGAUGAUGAGGAGGAAGCGGUGGGUGAGUCGGAAGAUGAGGACGCACCUCCGGAUGCUUCUGAAAGUAUUGCUGCCACCAAACUGCCUUCGCCCACGACUCAGGUGGUGAAACCUCCUCCCAAAGCGGCUCCCAGCAGCCUGCAGCAGACCCUGGAGGAGAGGAUCAGCCUGUACAAGACGGCCAUACAAAACGCUAAAGCUGCAGGGGCGUCGUCCAAAGUCAGAAGAUACGAUCGCGGACUGAAGAACCUGGAGACGAUGCUGGCGUCAGUCAAGAGAGGAAAGCCGGUGAAUGAGGCUGACAUGCCUCCACCCGUGGCCACCGGAGCCUCUCAAGCCAGCAGUGAUGCUCCUGAGGCCCCUGCUGUGUCGCCCAGCCUGAGCAGCCUCCCGUCUCCUGAAGAGAGUGCGAGAGGAGUUGCCUCUCAGAACACUCAGACUGAAGCGAUGGCGGCGACGAAGGCCAUGCUCCAGGAGCGGCAGAGCGCGUACAAGAUGGCUGCUCUGGAAGCCAAGAGGCAGGGAGAUAUAGAGCAGGCGAAGCUGCUUCUGAGGACCAGCAAAUGGUUCGCUUCUACGAUCGAAGCCUUGGAGAGAGGAGAAGACGUGGACCUGAGCGCACUUCCUCCCCCUCCAUCUGCUGUAAAAGACUCGGGUCCGGUGAAGGACGUGUCCGCUGAGUCGAGUUCACAAGUUGUCCAGUCAGCUCCGACACCUGCAGCCUCAGGUCCUGUUGCUCCUCAGAGUGUCCUGGAAGCCCUGGAGCAGAGGCAGGACAAGUACAGGGAGACGUCCGCUCAGGCCAAAGCUAAGGGUGACGACAGGAAGGCCAGGAUGUAUGAUCGCAUCGCAAAGCAAUACCAGGCGGCCAUUAGGUCUCACAAAGCCGGAAGAGCCGUCAACUUCGAUGAGCUUCCUGUCCCUCCUGGUUUCCCUCCAAUCCCGGGUCACAAGUCCACCGGAGGCGACCAGGGACUUGUUGCUGCACUGCAGGCUGCGGACAAACUGGUCUCCACUGAGAAUGUUGCUGAGGAGGAGGACGACGAAGACGAAGAGUCCAAACAGCCGAAGAAGCUCCUGCUGGAAGUCCCGGCUGCAGGUCAGAGACCGAGGAAGACUCCGUCGGCCUCACCCGACAGGUCGCCCUCCAAAGAGACGCUGUCUCCCACAGCGGAGCAGCUGGUGGCGCUGCUAGAGGGCAGGAAGAAGCAGUUCAUGAAGGCCGCCCUGCAGGCCAAGCAGAGGAACGACAUGGAGCAGGCGAAGACCUUGCUGCGCACCGCCAAGGGUCUGGAGCCCAUGGUCCAGGCGGCGCGCAGCGGCCGGCCGGUGGACAUCACCACGCUGCCGUCGCCCCCUGGAGAGGAAGAGGAUGAAUUCAUCAUGGUGCACCACAAUGACGUGCAGGUCUCGGAGAAGGCCGAACAGGUGUACAGCAGGUUGGCCAAGAUCCUGAAGGAGCAGCACGAGAAAUGUCUGACCCACUCGAAGCAGUUCACUCACCUGGGGAACGUUGCGGAAACCACCAGGUUCGAGAAAAUGGCUGAAGGCUGUAAGAAGAGUCUGGAGAUGCUGAAGCUGUCCCAGGCCAAAGGCCUGCCUCCUCCCAAACACCACUUCGAGGAGAAGUCCUUCCACACCGUCAGGAUUUUCCCUGAGCUGAGCAGCACGGACAUGGUGGUGGAGAUCGUGAAGGGGAUGAAUCUUCCAGCUCCAAGUGGGGUCCAGUCCCACGACCUGGACGCCUACGUCAAGUUCGAUUUCCCCUUCCCGAGCUCGGAUCAGCCGCAGAAACACAAGACGACGGUCAUCAAGAACACUAACUCUCCAGAAUACAACCAGACCUUCACGCUCUCCAUCAACCGGAACCACCGCGGCUUCAGACGCAUCGUGACGUCGAAAGGCAUCAAGCUGGAGCUGCUGCACAAAGGUGGGUUCCUGCGGAGCGACAAGCCUCUGGGGACGGCGCUGGUGAAACUGGACAAGCUGGAAAACGAGAGUGAAAUCAGGGAGAUCGUGGAGGUGAUGGAUGGGCGGAAGCGCACCGGAGGAAUGGUGGAGGUGAAGGUGCGGCUGCGGCAGCCUCUGAGCGGCCAGGACAUGCAGAGCAGCCACGAGCACUGGCUGGUCAUAGAUCAGGCACCGGGUUUGUGUUGACGUGAGGCCCACCCUCUUCACACACACCUCAGAGGAGAAGACAGAGGACUGUGGAGCUCCAGACUGGUUGACACAGCACCGACGACACGCAGGGUCUGAGGUCCCGCGCCGCAGGUCAUGUUUUGGUGAAGCUGCUUGCCUGUGGAUUGACCGCAGAGACACACAGACGUGCAUUAAUACCAAAGCUACUCACUGUUGCUGCCGAAUCCUUUUCAUUUCAACCUGCUGCUGAAAGUAGCGUCAUUAAUAAACAAAAUAAACGGCUUGUUUGUGUAAAGUAUCAUUUGCCAAAAAACUAUCUUGACACUCGUAAGACAUUUUAAAUGUAUUGCUUUCUGGCGUGGCGCUUCUCUAAAUGCACAAAUAACCCACCAAACAACUUUAUAUUCGAUGCUUAGCAUCAGUAGCUUGUUGCUAAUGUUAGCAAUCCACUUAAAUGUUGGCUGAAACUAUGCAUCAGAUUGAAAGACACGGUUUAAUUCUGCCCUUGGUUGUUUAAGUUUACAAAGGCCUGAGGUAAUGUUUGAUUGUUUUUCUCUGAGCCACAAACGGUUGUACCUCGAACCGUGCUACAUUCUUCUAUAAUAUAUGAUCUACAUUUCAACCUUUUGACACUCACCACAGAAACUGUCUGCCUGUUUACAAAUGUCACUCUUGGGAAAUGUUGAAUAAAUUACU